GACUGAGAGUUUAUCACUAAAAUUCUGAGUAAACUGAGUUAAUCCCUGAAGAAAUAGACCAAGCAUAGAUGUAAGUGGAAGGAAGGAGCUAACGAGCAGGACGAAGGAAGGACAAAGAGAAUAUGUCUUGGUCAUUUCGUUGAAAAUUGCAAAAAUUACACUUUCACACCCCUCGCACCGGAACUCCUGCAAAAAGACUUCCGAAAUGGAAAAUCUUCCCAAAAUAUGUGUAGAUACUACUGAUGCGUUUAUGACGACGGAAAGAUUUGGUACACGAGAAGAGGUUAUCAGAUGGAUUAAAGAGGUUGGAAUCGACAAUAAAGUAACUGUUAUUAUCAGUCGUUCAGAUACUGAAACGGGGAAGAGAGGGAGAAGUAACAAAAUAAUAUUUGGCUGUGAUAAAGGUGGGAAACACAAGAUUAGUGAUAGUGGUACCCAAAGUGCGUCCAAGAAAUGUGGAUGUCCAUUUAAAAUCAGGUCGACUCCGGCGAAAGAUGGAUCUGGUUGGAAGAUUGAUGUAAAAUGUGGGUUACAUAAUCAUGGUUUACCUGAUAGAUUAGAAGGUCAUUCGUUUAUUGGUAGGUUGACCACAGAUGAGAAGCAACAUGUCGCUAAUUUGGCAAAGAGACAUGUAGCACCUAGAAACAUUUUGCUUUCCUUGCAAGACAAGUUUCCUGAGAAUGUCACUCGGAUUACGCAAGUAUACAAGCAUAAGAGUGUGAUAGAAAAAGAGAUAAGAGGUCCAAGGAGUGAGAUACAACAUCUGUUUAAGCUUAUUGAGGAUGCAGGAUAUGUGUAUUGGAGUAGAAAAAAGGAUGACUCGGAAGUGGUGAGAGAGAUAUUUUGGGCACAUCCUGAUUCAGUUAAGUUGUUGAAUAUAUUUCCGAUUGUGUUAGUUAUGGAUAGCACCUACAAGACAAACAAAUAUAGACAACCUUUGUUUGAAAUUGUUGGCAUGACAUCGACUGAGUUGACUUUUGCUGUUGGAUUUGCGUAUAUGGAGUCUGAGCAAACAGAGAAUUUUUGCUGGGUAUUGGAGAAAUUAAAAGAGUUGUUUGUGAAGAAAGACAUGUGUCCACAAGUGAUUUUGACAGAUAGAGAUCUUGCUUUGAUGAAAGCAAUUGAAGUUGUGUUUCCCAAGUGUCUCUAUUUAUUGCAUUGGUUUUGUUAACAUGAAAGAGGGGUUUAUAUGUCUAAAUAUUUUAAUUAUUUCAGUUAAUAUUUUAUGUUAUAUGACUUAA
Lathyrus oleraceus (garden pea) is the source of this 1241-nucleotide messenger RNA. RefSeq names its product protein FAR-RED ELONGATED HYPOCOTYL 3. Lineage: Eukaryota; Viridiplantae; Streptophyta; Magnoliopsida; Fabales; Fabaceae. Gene Ontology annotation, molecular function: DNA-binding transcription factor activity, RNA polymerase II-specific. The coding region runs from base 206 to 1171 and encodes 321 amino acids. Gene Ontology annotation, biological process: cellular response to iron ion starvation; positive regulation of transcription by RNA polymerase II. The transcript has 3 exons. The record is from RefSeq and is a predicted model, not a curated record.